AUGUCUCUUUGGAGUACCUACCGCGGCUUAACCCCGAAAACACGCGCGCUUUUCGGCGUCGGCGUAAUGGCAUGGGCUACCAUUGGAUUGUGGACUUCGCCUAAAGUUGAGGAUGCGCUUGGGAUGCACGCUUCAAAGGAGGAGCAGGAGGCACUGGAUCGCCAGCUUGCCGUGCGGAUAUCGAGAGCUGGACGCGAAGAUAACAAGGAUGAGACCAAUUAA
This is a messenger RNA of Penicillium angulare, 222 nucleotides long. RefSeq lists its product as uncharacterized. The record is from RefSeq and is a predicted model, not a curated record. Bases 1 to 222 code for a protein of 73 amino acids. The transcript has 2 exons. Lineage: Eukaryota; Fungi; Ascomycota; Eurotiomycetes; Eurotiales; Aspergillaceae.